Sorex fumeus (smoky shrew) is the source of this 3073-nucleotide messenger RNA. RefSeq names its product PRELI domain containing 2 (gene PRELID2). Lineage: Eukaryota; Metazoa; Chordata; Mammalia; Eulipotyphla; Soricidae. The transcript is spliced from 7 exons. Gene Ontology annotation, biological process: phospholipid transport. Bases 39 to 572 code for a protein of 177 amino acids. Gene Ontology annotation, molecular function: phosphatidic acid transfer activity. The record is from RefSeq and is a predicted model, not a curated record. Gene Ontology annotation, cellular component: mitochondrial intermembrane space.
CCCCCGCCACAUCCAGGGCAGCUGGCGCCGCGCGCGGGAUGGGGGUGACGGUGGAGGUGCGCCAGGUGUACAAGUACCCCUUCGAGCAGGUGGUCGCCAGCUUCCUCCGGAAGUAUCCCAACCCCAUGGAUAAAAACGUCAUCUCUGUCAAUACUGUGGAGGAAAAGAGAGAUAUAGCAACAGGAAUCAUCUACAGAAAGAGGAUUGCAAUCUGUCAGAAUGUGGUUCCAGAAAUUUUAAGGAAGGUGAGCAUCCUCAAGGUGCCCAAUAUCCAGCUAGAAGAGGAAUCAUGGCUGAAUCCUCAGGAGAGGAAAAUGGCCAUCCAGAGCCAUUGCCUCACGUGGACACAGUAUGCAUCCAUGAACGAGGAGUCUGUCUUCCGGGAAAGUGGAGACAAUCCAAAUUGGACUGAGUUCAUCCAAAGAGGCAGAAUUUCUAUCACAGGGGCUGGCUUUUUCAACUGCAUUUUGGAAACUUUUGCCAGCACAUUUUUAAGACAAGGAGCCCAGAAGGGAAUUAGAAUAAUGGAGAUGCUGCUAAAAGAACAGUGUGGUGCCCCUUUAGCGGAAUAAAGAAUUAUCAGGAACAUGUGGUUUAUCUGCUUAGGCUCAAGAAUCACUUCCCCGCCACAAACAUUAUAGACCCAGUUUUGGAAAUACGGCUCUAAAGAUAUGGUGUCAGCAGCAUAAAGGAAAGACGGACCCUUAUGCCAGGACUGAAAUGAGAACCUCUCUGCAUCGUGCCUCAAGUAGCAGCACUCAUGGGCAGGAACCUCCUGCUGAAAUUGCAUGGCAUUACAGAUAAAGGAAAAUCCCACGCAAGAUGAAGCUGCCCUUCUCCAGGAUGUCCUGCUAACUUCCCAGUGACAGUGUCAGGUUGACCAAACCUGGACAGCCCACUGUGCUCUUCAAUCACGAGCAUCGUUGCUGAUAGGAGCCUUUAAUUUUGUUUUGUUUUGUUUUGGGGGCCACACUGAGCAGUGCUCAGGGCUUACUCCUGGCUCUGUGCUCAGGGAUCACUCCUGGCAGAGCUCAGGGGCCAUAUGGGGUACCCAGGAUCAAACCAAGUUGGACACAUGCAGGGCAGGUGCCCUACCCAUUGUACUAUCGUUCCAACUCCGUGCUUCAAGGGUUCUUGAGAGAACACAGAGUGGAGAGUGGAAAGCAAAAAUAGAAUUCGGCUCCUACCAACUCCUGUGACGUGGAGCAGAUCUGACAAUUUGUACUUUGAACUGGACAAGUGGGCUCAAGAACUUCCUGUCUGUGUUGUGCUGAUCAUACAUGUUUGAUGUGAAAAAUCACAGAUCUGGGUGUCAAACAGACAGACCUUGAUUUGAAUCUGUGUGCUGAUUCCCACCAGCUCAAUGAUCUUUUAAAUCUUUCUGAAAGGACAUACUUCUUAAUCAUUCUGAAGCCCAUUUCCCGAAGCCAUAAAAUGGGAAAUGCAAUGGAAUAAACAUUGUGAGGUUAUUGUUCUAAUUUGAGAUCAUGUGUAUAAAGUGCCUGGCACACAGCUGGGUGCGUUGUAGAAGUCCAGUAAAUAGAAGCCAUUAUUAUUAUGUGGAACCAUUUUGAAAAUGUGCUUUUCAAAUGUAAUAUAAGGUAGUAUUAUUGUUUCAAAGUUAGAUGACAGUAGUUUGCAUUUCUUAUGAUCAGAAGCCAAGAUAUAAAUGUGCACUGCUAAGAUACUGAAGAACAUUUGGAAUUCAUCUUAAGAUAAAAUUUGGGCCAUUAUUGGAAAGUGUUAGGAAAAUUGUUCUUUUUUUAAUAUUAAAAUUUUUCCACUUAUCCCAUUGAUGAAUUUCAAAGCAGUCAUAUAUUUUAAAAAAUCCUUCUACAGUGAACCUUUUAUUGUAUUUGAACUGUUUAUGCUGCCUGAAUUUUUCCCUUAGGAUAAUUUCCCUUCAUUUCUUUAGCGUUUAAUUUUGCACCUGUGUUGGAAGAAAAAUGAAUGGUAAAACCAGAACCAGAAAACCAGAACACACAUGGACCCCCUUUUUCACCUUCUGAGUGGCAUUUGGUAGCCUUGUGAAUAAGGGCCAUUUUCCAAAAGCAAGUAGUGUAUGGAUUAUCAUGGACAUGAGAGACAAGAAAUUUGUAUUUGGAGGAUGUCAGUCUUAUAUUUUGUGCUUAACAAUUUGUAUCCUAUAUUGCCCAGAGUUCUUAACUCUGCCCAUUAGGAUCAACUGGGGAACAAUACUGAUACCCAGGUUAUGUCUCAGGCCAGUAUCUUGAACAUCUUGAACAGUAUCCAGAAAGUCACAUUUUCAAAGGUGAAAAUCAGAUUUCACAUUUCCCCACAAUUAAGACCCAAAUUCUAGAUGGUCUGCAGAUAUCAUCUUAUUUAUUAUUUUUAAAAUGUUUUUGUUUGGGGGGUAAUAUCCAGUGGAGUGCUGAUAAAAUUCCUUGCUCUGUGCCCAGGGAUCACUUCUGGUGGGGCUCAGAGGACCACAUGGGUUCCGGGGACCAAACUCAGGUCAGCCUUAUGCAAGGCAAGUGCCUUACCCACUGUACUAUCUCUCCAGUCACUGUCUGAAUUCUUUCUUCACACCUCUGCGUUAAGAAAGGAUAUUUUGUGACAAUAUUUGCAUGUUAUAGAAAGUGGAGCCCACAGAAGUAGCUGGAGUGACCGGCACAAAUGCCUCCAGAAGUCUGGCAGAGCUGGGGGCCAUUAUCAUAAGGGGAAGGCAGUGGUGCCCAGUUUCUGCCUGGUACUGCCACAUGCCUUUUUUUUAAAAAUUCUAAUUUGCAAUUUUCCAGUAAAAGAAGGUACUGCAAAGGAGAGACAUUCAUCAACCUUUUCAUGUUGGCAAUGAAUUUAUAAUUGCUUAAAACAUUGUGCUGGCCAAACAAAACAUAUUUGCCAGUAGUUCUCAGCCUUCACAGAGCUAAGCACCAGCCUAAAACAUCCCAGCCAAUUUUUAAUCGAUUUUCAUUCUCCUCUUCUUAAAGUGUGUGUUCUGCUUCUAAAAGACGCUUUUCAAUGUGUUUUCCUCCAUUCCCAAGUAAUUCUCUGGAAUUGCAUCAAACACUUUUCCUUACUCAGUAUUAAUACUCCCCCCCCCCCCCCCCCC